CAUCACCCACCCACCCACCCAACACCCAUCCCCGCCUCACCCCCUCACGAAACAACAUCAGCAAUGUCCUCCGCCAUCUUCCGGUUCGCAUCAAGGGCCGCCGCUUCCCGCUCCGCCAUCUCCCGCCUCGCACAACCACAACAACUCCACCGUGCCGUCGCACGGCCGAUGCUCGCCGCAUUGCCGGUCCGAUUCUUCUCCGCUGAGAAGGCCCCUUUGACUCCUCAGCAAGUGGAGGACCGCGUGCUGCAGCUGCUACGUGACUUUGAUAAGGUUGACGCUAGCAAGUUGUCCUUGGACGCACAUUUCAUCAACGACCUCGGAUUGGACAGCCUGGACCAGGUUGAGAUCACCAUGGCUCUGGAAGACGAGUUCAACAUCGAGAUCCCCGACCGGGACGCCGAGGAGAUCCUGACUCCCCGACAAGCAGCUGACAAGAUCUUCAGCAACAAAAACGCCAUGUAGAUUGCCCCUUUUCUUCGAUUACAUGAAUAAACUUACGGCACCCUUUAGCCUUACCUCCUGCUCUUUCCGCCCCUCCCGUGCACACCAUCUCUUUGAAUAUCCGUUUGUGAAUAUAUAUCCGCGGGUUCUCUCCCCUGUUUUUUUCCGACGUGAAGCAGUGUUGGCCGAGGUACUCUCCCCAUGGGGCACACGCAAAAAGACAGAACGGCUAGAACCCAUCCGUACGGACACAGGGCGGUAUUGGCUGCU
Messenger RNA from Fimicolochytrium jonesii, 714 nucleotides. Its product is annotated as acyl carrier protein. The transcript has 5 exons. The record is from RefSeq and is a predicted model, not a curated record. Bases 64 to 465 code for a protein of 133 amino acids. NCBI's taxonomy places the organism in Eukaryota, Fungi, Chytridiomycota, Chytridiomycetes, Spizellomycetales, Powellomycetaceae. Gene Ontology annotation, molecular function: acyl binding; acyl carrier activity. Gene Ontology annotation, cellular component: mitochondrion. Gene Ontology annotation, biological process: fatty acid biosynthetic process.